Anopheles marshallii is the source of this 750-nucleotide messenger RNA. RefSeq lists its product as uncharacterized. NCBI's taxonomy places the organism in Eukaryota, Metazoa, Arthropoda, Insecta, Diptera, Culicidae. The coding region runs from base 1 to 750 and encodes 249 amino acids. The record is from RefSeq and is a predicted model, not a curated record. The transcript has a single exon.
AUGGAACGUGCAUUUGAAACUACGUACAGUCAGGAUUACACACAUCGGUUAGAAAACCGUCAACUUGCGCUGCAGCACAAAAUAGAUGAAAAUCUUCCGAGCAGCUGUUUCUCACCAGCUUUAAAAUGCACUGUCGCAGUUGUAGCAGACGAUAAAAGUAAAAUGAGUAUUGACUUCGAAUCAGAAGUAAAAAAGAAAGACUUCACCACGUGUCUUGCAAAUCGUUUCGUCAAAAGUCUCGCCAAAACACAUCCCGAGUUGUACGCUGAUAUUGAAAACUACCAGCCAUGGAAGGAGCGCGCAGGUAAUUCAGCACCGAAAUCAAGCUACCAGGUGGAUUUUGACCGGUUACCAGAGAGUGUGCCAUGUCCCGGAAACAGUUUGGUGGAAUCCGAUCGAUGGCCAGACAGGAAAUAUUUUCAACGAGGCUGCAAUGGUAACACUUUAUUCAACAGUGCAUUGGAACCUAAUUACACAUCUUGCUCUUGUCAACUUUGUCCUAUUGAACACCAAGAAGGAGACUCGAACAAUACCGCUAGAUAUGGAUGCGUGUAUAGUAUAUCGAAUAUUCCCAAAAGUUAUAUAAUUUCUAGUCAUUGGCCUGAUAGAGAUUGGCAACGCAGCGUUACAAAUCGAACGGAGUAUCGUGAUAGUGUCGGACGCCUCGGUGGGAUAUUGCAGCGUGAAAAGGUUCACGAUCAUAGUCGUUGUACAUCUCAGCGAAAUUGCCGGCAUAUAUUUUGUUUGUAA